Trachymyrmex septentrionalis is the source of this 4065-nucleotide messenger RNA. Its product is annotated as trichohyalin-like. Bases 1 to 4065 code for a protein of 1354 amino acids. The transcript has 3 exons. The record is from RefSeq and is a predicted model, not a curated record. Gene Ontology annotation, molecular function: catalytic activity. Lineage: Eukaryota; Metazoa; Arthropoda; Insecta; Hymenoptera; Formicidae.
AUGAGUGAGAGGUCGGGAAGGGAGAGUGAGAAAGAAGACGCUUUAAUCGGUCAGAGUGAGACAGGGGGGACGAAGGUAGAGAGGUGGUUAGCGGUGGGAGGUAGGUGGGGUGAAGGCAGUGAGGCAAGGAGUAGGGAGCAGCAGAAACUCGACGACCGGAGCGACGCGGGGAAGGGAAGGAGAGGAAGACCAACGAAGGCUGAGAGCUUGGGAAGAGGUAGAAGGGAUAGUAGUGGUAGCAUAGCCUCGCUGUGGUCUAAAAGAGGGAGAGAGAGCGACUCUGAACACGAGUUGGAGGAAGAGGGAGAGACGGUGAAGGGUGUGAAACGAGUGAAGGAAAAUUUGAGCAUCGACGACGAAACCCAGGAAGGAAAAAGGGAAGAUAGGAUGGAUGAAAUAGAGAGAAUGAUGAGGAAGCUGCUGAAGGAAACAAAGGAGGAAAUUUUGAAGAAAUUAGAACAAAUAGGGGAAGAGAUAAGAAAGGAAGUAAGAAAGGAAAUGAAGGAUGAAAUAAGGAAAAUAAGAGAAGAGGGAGAAAAGAAAGGAGAGAAAGUGGAGCGUGAACUGGAAGAAAUGAGAAAAAAGGUACAGGAGAUGGAGAAGAAAAGAACAGAUCAAGAAAGAAGAGAGAGAAGAUUAAAUAUUGUAAUAAGGGGGGCUGAAAUUAAAGGGGAAAAUGUAAGAGAGGCAGUGGAUGGAGUGUUUGAGAAACUAGGAGUGAGGGAGAAAGCGAUACAGUUGAAUGAGGUGUAUAAAGUAAGAGUGAAAGAAAAUGAAUGCCUGAUAGUGGCGAAAUUGAGAAGUAUGGAUGAUAAGAGAAUGAUCAUGGAUAAAAAGAGUAGGUUGAAAGGAACGAGAGUGUAUGUUGAUGAUGAUAUGACGAAGAGUGAAAGAGAGAGACAGAGCGAGAUUAGAAAAUGGGCGAAAAAUGAGAGUGAAAAAGAAACGUGGGUGGAUGAAAAAGAGUGGGAAAGGUUGGAAAGGAAGAUGCCAGAGGGGUGGAAAUGGAGAUGUCAGCCGGCCGAGAAAGAUUGUAAGAAGGGACGAGCGAAAGGGGGAAUCGUGACUGGCGUGAGAAGGGAAUUGGAGGAAAAGGAAGUUGGGUAUGAGGAGAAGGAAGGGUUGCAAGAAAGAGAGGUAGUGAUAGAUAGAGAAAGGUGGAGGUUUAUGAUGGUGUAUAAUAGAGAGGGACGGAAAGAAGGGCUGGAAAAAAUGAAAGAGGUGAUAAGAGAGGAUAAUGAAGGAAGGUUAGUAAUAGCGGGGGACUUUAAUGCUAGAAUAGGAAAGGAAGGAGGGUGGGGUGAGCUAAGCAUGGAAAGGGGGGAGACGAGCGAGAAGGAGAGGGAAUCUAAGGAUAAAAUGAUUAAUAAACAAGGACGGGAUUUGAUGGAGGUGAUAGAGGAAAGAGGAUGGAUGGUGCUAAAUGGCAGCAAGGAAGGAGACGAGGAAGGGGAGUGGACCUAUGAAAAAGGGGGAGGGAAGUCGGUGAUUGAUUAUGGGAUAGUAAAUUGGGAAGCUUGGAAGAGAGUAGAAAGAUUUGAAGUAGUGUGUAGGGUGGAAUCGGACCACCUGCCAAUUGUAAUAGAUUUAGGGAGAUGGUAUGAAAGAGGGGAGGGGAGAGAAGAAGAAGAAAGGGUACAGGAUUGGUCAGGUGAGGGUGUACGGAAAUUUCGCCAGGCAUUAGGUAAGAUUGAAUGGAAAGGGGAAGGGGUACAAGAGGCGUGGGAGGAGUUAGAGAGAGAAGUAAUUGGAGCGGUAGAGUGGAGAAGUAAGGUGAGGAGGAAAGGGAUAGGGUGGUGUCCAUGGUGGGAUUCAGAAUGUAGGGAGAAAAAGAGAGAAAUGCAUAAGGCGAGGAGAAGGUAUAGGAAAGAACAGGUAGAAGGGCGGCAUGAAGAGUUUGAAAGAUGUAGGAAGGAAUAUAGAGAGUUAUGCGAAAAGAAACAAGAGGAACAAAAGAGGAAGGAGGAAAAGGAGGUGGAAAAAAUAAGAACGGAAGCAGAAGCGUGGAAAUUCAUAAAUAAGAGGAGGAAGAAAAAGGAGAAUGUAUGCGGAAAUAUUAAAAUGGAGGAAUGGGUAAAGCAUUUUAUGGAAGCUCUAGGCGGGGUGGAGGAAAGAAAAGUGGAGGUGGAAGGAAGAAGGGGAAUAAAUAGGACGGAAGACGAGGGAAUAGGAGAGGAGGAGAUACAAAAUGAAGUAAGAAGGUUGAAAAAGGGUAAAGCAGCUGGGAUAGACCAGAUAAGAAAUGAAGCAUGGAAGGAAGGAGGAGAAAAAGUGGGGAAAAGAUUGGGAGAGGUGCUAAAGAUGGUAUGGGAGGGGAGAGGAUUUCCUGAGAGAUGGAGGGGUGGAGUGGUAGUUCCGAUAUGGAAGAGAGGAGAGAGAAGAGAGCCGGGGAAUUAUAGAGGGGUUACAAUGACGAGCACGGGAUAUAAAAUAUAUGCGAAUAUCCUGAAUCGAAGAUUAGUAAAAGAAAUGGAUGAACAAGAAGGGUGGUGCAGGACGCAAGCUGGUUUCAGGAAAGGAAGAGGUACCGUGGAGAAUGUAAAGAUAUUAAAACAUAUAAUAGGGAGGAAGAUAGAAAGGAAGAAGAAAGUGUGGGCAUUCUUUAUGGAUCUGAAAGGAGCUUUCGAUAGAGUGGAUAGGAAGGUGUUGUGGGAUAUGAUGAGAAAGAGAGGAGUGAGCGAAGGAUUAAUAGAUAGAGUAAGGGAGGUUUAUGAGGAGACUUGGUGCGUGGUGAGGGUAGGACAGAAAAUGUCAAAAAAAUUCUGGGUGGAGAAUGGAGUGAGGCAGGGUUGCCCGAUGAGCCCGACGCUCUUUAAUAUAUACAUGGCGGAUAUUGAGGAAGAGUUAAAGAAAAGAAAUGGAGGAGUUAAGGUGGGAAAUGAGAAGGUAUGGUCAAUAGAGUACGCGGACGAUAUUGUGUUGAUAGCAGAGGAAGAAGAAGGUCUCAGAGAUAUGAUAAGGGGGGUAAAAAAGUACUUAGCAGAGAAGAAAUUAGAGUUGAGUGUGGGGAAGUCGAAGGUGAUGGUCUUCAGGAAUAAAGGAGGGAGGGAGAAGGAAAGAUUCUGGUGGUGGGGGGGAGAAAGAAUAGAAGAAGUGAAGGAAUACAAAUAUUUGGGAUACGUAAUGACUAAGUGUGGAGGAGAAAAAGAGCACGUAAGAGAGAGGAUAAGAAGAGCAAGAGUGGCAAUGGGAUGGAUAUGGAGUUACGGAGAGAGAAAAUUUAAGGGAGAUGUAAAAUGGAAACUAAAACUCUUUGACAGUAUAGUGAAAGGAAUUUUAUUUUAUGGGGUAGAAGUGUGGGGAUAUAGGGAAUGGAAGGAGGUGGAAGCGGUGCAGGAGAAAUACUUGAAGUGGAUUUUAGGUUUGGACAGGGUAACACCAGGGUAUAUAGUGAGGGAGGAACUAAAAAGGAAUAAACUGAGGGUGGAAACGGGUUGGAGGGCUGGAAGGUUUGAAGAGAAAUUAGAAAAAGGGAAGGGAGGAGAAAUAGGGAUGAAAUGUAUGGUUGAGAAAAGAAAAGAGGAGAGGGAGAAGAAGAGGUGUGAAUGGCCAAGGGAGAGUUUAGAAAGGGGAAACUAUUUAUGGAGGGGUGGUAUGAGCGAGCUUGCGAUGAGAGAAUGGGGAGAGAAUAAAUGGGAACGCUUGAGGGAAAGAGACAUAGAAGUAGAUGAACAAGAGAGAGGGGAGGAAGUGAGGAGGUCAAGGUCGUGUAAGGGGUAUGAAAGGGUGAAUGGAUUACCAAGGUAUAUAUGGGUGUGUAAGAGAAAUGAGGGGAAGAGGUUGGUAAGGAUAGCUAGGUGGAGAUGUGGGAAUGAGGAAAGAGGGAAUAAGUAUUGGAUGAGUGAGGAGGAGAGAAAGUGUAGGUUGUGUGGACGAGAAAGAGAAACAGUUGAGCAUCUGAGGAGGGAGUGUGACUAUGUGAGGGAAAAGGGAGAAAGAGGUCCAGAUCUGGAGAAUAUGGUGGGUGUGGCAGUAUAUCCCAUCCAAGCUGUAAAAGCUUUUGGCGAGUUACCAAACUUGUAUGAGGUCUCGCAUUAUCUUGGUGGAACUACACUUUUCUAUUGA